Saccostrea cuccullata (small rock oyster) is the source of this 1464-nucleotide messenger RNA. RefSeq lists its product as uncharacterized. The record is from RefSeq and is a predicted model, not a curated record. Lineage: Eukaryota; Metazoa; Mollusca; Bivalvia; Ostreida; Ostreidae. The transcript has 4 exons. Bases 96 to 464 code for a protein of 122 amino acids.
AAAGGUCAUCCUGGGUAAUAUUUAAACAGCAGACACAGUGUCAGCAGACGACACUUUGUUUUUCCCCUCAUUUGGUAACAUCAGCAUACAUCACCAUGAACUUCUCUCGCCUAUUUACAGUUUUAUGUUUAACUCAUCUGCUCGUUUGUUCAUUAUGUGAUAUACAGGAGGGCCUAGUAGAAGAGGGUUCUGGUACGGUGGUCACACACACAGACACACACACGGACAACGUUCCAGUGAUUGAUGAAGACCUGGUUACAACGCAGGCUCCAAAACAAAACCAUGAACUAGCCAAACAGGAAUUAGCGCCUGUUUCUGGUAUCCAUGGCAAAAAAGAAACAGCAUCGCUGAACCUCGUUUUCGUCAUUGUCCCCGCUGUAGUGGGCGUGGUUGUCAUUGUGGCGGUUGUCAUAGCAAUUGUUGCCAUUCGUAGAAAAACCUUCAGGGAAAAAAUGCUGCUGUAACAUUAAAUCUGAUCGCCUGCUGGAACUGUGAUAAACUUCAUGGAGAUGUGUAAUUUCCGUCACAUCUACAUAUUCUAAAGUCAGUUUAAAUGAUGUUUUAUAUUUAUCUCAGCCCAUGUUACUUUUUCCGGUUGUUUGUUUUUAUAUUUUCCACUGUGGCACACAUUCAAAAAAUAGAUUUUGAACUUUUAAUUUAAAGACUCGAGAUAUUCUAAAAGGACUUACAUGUACAAGCAAUGGAGCCAACACCAUUGCACUCCUCACAAAUCGUUCGGAUAAUUGAACUCUUCGUAAUUCUGUUUCCCUCAACGUCCGGAUUAUUGCAUUCCGGAUUACUGAGGUUUGACUGUAUAAAUAAUAUAUAUCUGUAUGUAUAGCUAGACUAGUCGUUAAUGUUGUUGACUAAACAUGUACUCAUUGAAUGGGGUCAAGAAUUUGUUGUCAGACAACCUUGUGCUGGAAAUAGCUGAAAAAAUACUCGAUGUUGUUCAUUUUGCAUGGCUGUCCAUCUUUCAACAGGAAAUGUGCUAUAUCAAAUUACGUCUUUUUUUUUGAGGGGGGGGGGGGGGUCUUUUGUUUGUGAUUUUGCUUAAUUUUUUUUUAGGUGUUGUUUUUAUUUUAAAGGUUUCUGUAUAAAGUUAUCCUGAUUAUAAAUUGCGUUUAUUUUUUUAUGUAUAUUGUUUAUUUUAAAAUAUUGAUAUCUUUAACUCAGAACAGAAUAGGGAAUAAGAGAAUUUCUCUCUACCCGGGAGAGAUAAUUAACUCCUCAGAGUAUUUACAUGGAGGAAAUUGAUCCUACGGUAUUUGUAUUUGUUUGUUAAUACAGGCAGAACUUAAUUCUAUUUUAAUGAACAUGAAUUGCUCAUUUAUUAGAACGUUUUCCAAUCCGUUUGUGAUAUGUGCUAGUAUUGUAAUUUGCAUUUUUUUUUUUUGACAUUUGAUUGUAUUUAAUGAUCCUGGAGCUGUCAAAAGGGGAAGAAUAAAAGAAUAUAAAAGCUAA